Messenger RNA from Symbiodinium necroappetens, 3807 nucleotides. The record is from the annotation of a GenBank genome assembly. Lineage: Eukaryota; Dinophyceae; Suessiales; Symbiodiniaceae.
AUGGAGCCGGACGGCCGUCCUCGAUUGGCGCACCGGGACCAUCGAGAGCAAUCCUCCCUCCGGGCAAAGCCGAAGCCUCGUCGUCGUGUCCUUCGGAGUAUAGCCAUUGGCAUUGCUGCUUCAGUGACUUGUGCCUCCUGGUUUGCAUGCCAAUUAGCACUUUGUUCGCGACCAGGUUUGUUGGCUCCGUUCAGCGCCCAAGUCAGGCGCAGGAGGCUGAACGAUGAACCAUCUCGGCUUCGCCGGCUAGUUGCAUCAGCGCUCCUCCCCGGGAAGUAUCGCUCGCUUACAAAGAUUCGACUGAGAAAGGAGCUGUUUCUCGAGUACCUGAUUGUUGCAGGCGGCGGCGGCGGAGGGUCGGGCGGUGGAGGAGGUGGAGGUGUCCUCAUGGGCAAGCAGAAGCUGGAUCCAAGCAAGGCGUUGAAGGUGGUGGUGGGGGCCGGAGGCAACUUCGGCGGCGGCGGACACGGAGCGCUUUUGGUUCCUACAGCUGGCAGUGACUCUCAGCUUGGUGAGGUCGUCGCAAAGGGAGGAGGCCAAGGAGGUGGGGGCUCGGACAUCAGCAAGCCUGGCGGGUCAGGAGGCUCCGGUGGUGGCGGUGGCUUUGAUCGGACUACUGUCGCACGGAGUACGGGCACCGCAGGCCAAGGGCAUGGAGGAGGCAUAACGAAUCUGCAAGAAUACGGCGCCGGAGGCGGUGGUGGUGGUGCUGGUGAAGCUGGCGCGGAUGCCCCUCAAAAGUACUACGCUGGCAAGGGAGGUGACGGCAUUUCCUCAGACAUCACUGGCGCAACAAAGUUUUAUGGAGGAGGCGGAGGUGGAGGAAUCAAUGACAACACGGGUCAGCUUUUGACGGGUCGUGGUGGACUUGGAGGAAAGGGCGGCGGAGGACGUGGAAGUGACUUCGGCAGCAAAUAUCCGGGUCCCGACGGUUCCCAAUGGGAGUUCACCGGAACAGAUGGCGAAGCGAACACCGGAGGAGGUGGAGGAGGCACGGACCCGGAGUCGAAGUAUGCAGGCAUGGGCGGCUCUGGUGUUGUCAUUGUGCGCUACCCGGGCACCGCGCCGGUAUUGGUUGGCGGAGAAGUGGCAUCGGUUGGAGGUUACCAAGUACACACCUUUGCGAUUCCAGGAGAAGAUGCGUUGGCUUUCGACAAUGGCACAGAAACGCUUCCAGUUGACUUCCUGGUCGUGGCCGGCGGCGGUGGUGGCGGCUCCGGAGGUGGCGGUGGCGGCGGCGUCAUCAAAGGAUCCAAGAUGAUCCCAAAAGGGACUGAGUGGGGCGUUGUGGUCGGGGACGGUGGACGGUCCGGACAGGGCGGCUCUACCGGUGCCAGAGACAUGCAAGAGUCCAAGUUGGCGACGAAAGGAGGAGAUUCCAAGUUUGGGAGCCUGGUCGCUAUUGGUGGAGGGCAAGGCGCAGAUCAACGCAGAGUGCCGGGUGAUGGAGGCUCAGGCGGUGGUAUCUGUUACGAUUGCAACGAGGUGGAGCCGGGUCGCGGCACACCGGGUCAGGGCUUCCCAGGAGGCCAUACCUAUCGUUCCGGCUACGGUUCUGGGGGCGGCGGAGGUGGAGCCGGUGGUCGUGGUGAAACAACCCCUCAAUUGCACUUGGGCGGCAAGGGAGGUGAUGGCGUGUCCUCAGACAUCACAGGGACGCUGAAGUGGUACGGAGGAGGUGGAGGCGGCGGCGUGAACGACAAUGGCAAGGCCGCGGUUGAGAACGGCGGAGGAGCUGGUGGCAAGGGUGGUGGAGGGAAAGGGAGCGAUUGGGGCAGCACCACCGAUUCGAAUCCGGAUAAGUUCACAGGAACAGACGGAGAGGAAAACACCGGAGGCGGUGGCGGUGGGACCGAUCCCGAAUGCAGAGUGGCUGGCAAGGGUGGCUCGGGCAUCGUCGUUGUCCGGUACAAGAGCACGAAGCCUUUGCUGACUGGCGGCACCAUCACGACAUCUGGCGGAUAUCAGAUUCACACCUUCUCGGCAGUUGGCCCCAGUGAGUCGCUCAGUGCAGGAGAGGUGUUUGAAGCCACAGAGGCACUGAGCCCAUCAGACGAUGGUAUAGGCUACCUCAAAGUGGCCGGUGGCUGGGUUUUCGAUCAGGGCAUUGCUGGGCGAUGGCGCGGCAAAGCCAUUGUUGAAGCAAUCCAGGUGACGACAGAGCCGGAUCCCGUGCCUUUGCCACGGGAUGCGGCUCUGAGUCCAGACGAUGUGACGACGUCGAGCUCAGCCAAAGUUCCGGAGAACAUGGCAGAGGAGCCAAAGGCUGCAGCUCCGGCUGCGGCUCCGGCAGUUGCUUUGGGCACGGCAAGGGUGGAGAUGGUGAGGCUGCCCGACGAAGUUCUUGGAGCCGGCUUUGAAUUUGUGCGGUUUGAAGUUGCUAAGGGGCGGCAGCCUCUUACCUUCAUGCUCGGCUCUGGCUUUCCCACAAAUGCACUAACGGAGCGCGGGCGAGGGCUGAUUGAUGUCGAAGGUGCAAAGUUCACCGGCGGCUGGCUCUCGGAAGCCCAGGCCGCCAACAAAGUCAGCUUGCAAGACGUGCGAUUCCUGGAGACAGGUUCCACAAUUGCUGACCUGGGCGAAUGUAGCACUUUGGACUUUCCCCAGGCGCAGCUUGCAGAACAGCUCGGGAUUGAGGUGCACGGUAUUUUGGGCAAGCCCUUCUUCACACAGUAUGACGUCGACAUUGACCGAUAUCGUGCCCGCGCCGAUAUCUACACGCCAGGAGACGCCGCGUCGCAAGGUUUCUACAGCGGUGUGAAGCACCUCCCUGGCAUAGAGCUGCCGCAGAGCCAGCUGGGGCUUGCUGUCAAGGGAGCUGCUAUGAGUGAAGAGGGCGAUCUUCCGGUGACACCGUCUUCCUUCAUUGGCCUUCUGGACAGCAGCGCAGCCCACACGGUGCUGAAUUGGGAGGCUGCCAAGCUCUUCGGUUUCAGUGGUCCGUCCGACGUGCGCCUCACGUCUGCAGCGAAGGUCUUGGCCGCAUCCGCAGAUGGACAGGCUGAGGAAAUGCCGGUGACUCGAGUACGUCUGAGCCUUUGCAGCGUUCCGGAGGGAGUUGGGCCUAAGAUGAUGUCUGUUUCGAAGGAGGAAUGGGAGGCGAAAGGUGGCAACGGUUGGUUCUUUGCGGACCUCAGCGGCGGCGACGAGUGCGUCGACUUCGGCGCCAUCGAUGUUGCUAUUGGAAAUCCUCUUGGGCUUUCCGUACUAGAAGACUCAAAAAUCGGUCCAUUCAAAGGUGCCGCUGCAAUCAUUGGUCAAGAUGUGUUGUUCCAGGCCGACCGCGUGGUUAUGAACAUGAAGGACAGCCAGAUUUGGCUUCAACCCGGUGAGAUCAAGGUCAAACAUCGAAUUCCUUUGGUGUCUUCGUGUCGGCAUCGGAUUGCCAAGGCAGUUUAUGAGGCCGCGCCAACUGCUGCCUUGAAACGGCUGCCGCCAGAGCCGAAAGGCAGCCAGCACAAAGACGCUGAGACCUUCUUCAUUGAUCUGGCGCACCUGUUUGGUGACCCAGAGCACGCGCUCGAGAAGCUGCGGAAGGUUUCUCCCCUGGACCGUGCCACAUACACGCGCGUUGCAGUGUUUGGUUUCGCGAUCCUCCACUUGCCAACUCUGAGUGACAUGCUGAAGGAGCUCCCAGACGUGCAAGAGCUGGUGUUGCCAGACCUGAAGCUGGAUGAAACGUCGCGGCUGCAUCUGAAGCAUUUUGCCCUGGAGUCUCAGCUGUCACACAGCACGAAGAUCACCUUCCUCGACCGCGUGGAGGUGAGCGUCUGGCAGCUCUUCGGUAUUUCGACCGACUUCUACUAG